CGCUGGGGCACUGAGGGAUGGCGCGCCUGGGUUUCCUCCUCCCCGUGGUCCUGCUCCUCCUCCUCCUCCUCCUCCUCCUCAGUGCUGUGGCCCAGGGUACACAUGCUGUGGUCCGUGUGGUAUCGGAGACCUGGAGCAAAGACUACUGCGUCCUGUUCAGCGCUGACUACGUCACCCUACCCCGGGAACUGCGCCAUGCCCCGCUCCUGCCCCUGCAUGACGGCACCAAGGCCACCUGGUGCCCAGGCAAGGACCCCGCCCCCCAGGCCUGGCCCAGCUCCUCCAGACCUCAGUCGCUCCGCCACACCACCACCAUGGCCCUGAGGGGCAACUGCAGCUUCCAUGCCAAGGGCCAGCUGGCUCAGGGCCGAGGGGCCCAUGGGCUGCUCAUCGUGAGCCGGCUCGGUGACCAGCAUUGCUCAGACCACAGCUGGCCGUCCGGGGACCCCCACCGGCCCUUGCCAGGCCUCGCCAUCCCGGUGGCUGUGCUCCGCUACACGGAUAUGCUGGACAUCCUCAGGCACACGCACGGGGCCGCCACCAUCCGCAUAGCCAUGUACGCGCCCCCCAUGCCCAUCGUCGACUACAACCUGGUGGUCAUCUUUGUCCUGGCCGUGGGCACCGUGGCCGUGGGUGGCUACUGGGCUGGCCUCGUGGAGGCUGCCUGGCUGCAGCGGCGCCGGGCCCGAGGAGGAGGUGGGGGGCCUGCUGGCCAGCUGCCGGCCCUGGUGGCAAGGACACCCCCAGGGCUCUGCGAGGAUGAGGACACUGAGGGUGCAUCAGUGAACUUCACGCUGGCCGCUGCAGGCACGGUGGUCGCCAUGUCCUGCUCCAUCGUCGCUCUGCUCUACCUCUUCUACGACUGCUUCAUCUAUGUCAUGAUUGGGGUCUUCAGCCUGGGUGCCACCACCGGGCUCUACAGCUGCCUGGUGCCCCUCCUGCGCCACCUGCCACUGCCACAGUGCCAGUGGCCCCUUCCUGGCUGCAGGGCCUGCCUGCAGCUGCCCCAGCUGCUGCUGGCCGUCCUGUGUGCCGCGGUGACCCUGCUCUGGGUUGCUUACCGCCAUGAGGACCGCUGGGCGUGGCUUCUGCAGGACGCGCUGGGCAUGGCUUACUGCCUCUUGGUGCUGCGGCGAGUGCGGCUGCCCACACUCAGGAACUGCAGCUGCUUCCUGCUGGUCCUGCUGGCCCUCGACGUCUUCUUUGUUUUUGUGACGCCCCUCUUCACCAAGACUGGUGAGAGCAUCAUGCUAGAGAUUGCCUCGGGCCCAGCAGAUUCUUCGAGCCGUGAGAAGCUGCCCAUGGUGCUCAGGGUGCCCCAGCUGCGCUCCUUGGCUGUGACACCGUGUGACCAGCCCUUCUCCAUCCUCGGGUUUGGGGACAUUGUGGUUCCUGGCUUCCUGGUUGCCUACUGCCACCGUUUCGACGUGCACACCCGUUCUCGUCAGCUCUACUUCGUGGCCUGCACCAUAGCCUACGCCAUGGGCCUGCUGGUCACAUUCUUGGCCAUGGUUCUCAUGGAGACGGGCCAGCCUGCCCUGCUCUACUUAGUGUCCAGCACCCUGCUCACCAGCCUGACUGUGGCCGUCUGCCGCCGAGAGCUCAGCCUCUUCUGGACCGGCUGGAGCAGAGCUCAGACCGCUGUUCAGCCCCUGGCAGGGCUCUGUGUCGGCCCUGAGGGCUUCUCCGAACAGAGACAGGCGAGCACAGUAGAUGGCCACGUGGCCAGUAAGCUUGAGGGGGCCACUGAGCAAGGGGCAGGGAACUUAGACAGCAGCUCUGGAGCUGAUGCAGCCGACACAGGCACCUUCUCCGAGGGUGAAGCCGCCAGUCAGGAGGGCCACGGUGAAAACUCUGAGGCCAGCUUGGAUGCCCUGCCCCCCGCCGCCUCCAUGGCUGUGGAGGACCUGAGACCACUGAUGCCACUACCCUCUGAGCUGGGCCAUGUCUGCACUCAGGCCCCGGAAGCCAGCCUAUCCUGGGAAGGGCUCCACAGGAGGAAGGGCUUGAAAGUAAAGAAGGCUGCCCUGUGA
Messenger RNA from Octodon degus (degu), 2033 nucleotides. It is a transcript of the gene Sppl2c, whose product is annotated as signal peptide peptidase like 2C. NCBI's taxonomy places the organism in Eukaryota, Metazoa, Chordata, Mammalia, Rodentia, Octodontidae. The record is from RefSeq and is a predicted model, not a curated record. Gene Ontology annotation, cellular component: cytoplasmic side of endoplasmic reticulum membrane; Golgi-associated vesicle membrane; lumenal side of endoplasmic reticulum membrane. The transcript has a single exon. Gene Ontology annotation, biological process: membrane protein proteolysis. The coding region runs from base 18 to 2033 and encodes 671 amino acids. Gene Ontology annotation, molecular function: aspartic endopeptidase activity, intramembrane cleaving.